AUGGUUAAUGCAGUAAAGGCGGUGUUGUCUGAUGCAGAACAUCGAAUUGGUAUCUGGUAUAUCCGCCAAAAUGCAUUAAAGCAGCUUUCCGCACUGUAUAUGCAACCUGGUUUUGAGAUUCUCUUCAACAGAUGCAUCUCUGAUUGCCAAACAGAGGAGGAAUUUGAGUCGAGGUGGGAGUCGUUACUGGAGCGAUUUGAUCUUUCUGAAAACCCAUGGCUUAGUAGUCUGUACAAGUCAAGAGAAAGAUGGGCUUGUGUGCUUAUCAAGAAAACCUUCUGCGCAGGUCUGCAACAUGGUGAGAACAUCCAAAGUGUUUUCCAAAUUCCUAAGAAUGAGAACACGGGUCUAUUAGAGUUCGCCCAACAAUAUCUGGAAGUGGUGAAGAGAAGACGCUUGGAAGAGCUAGACGAAGAUUUUCAAUGCAAUGGAACUGCCCAGGUGACAAUUUUAACUGGUAGUGCAAUUGAGAGACAAGCAGCCGAUAUAUACACGCGCACAUUGUUCAAAACAUUUCAGGAAGAGUUUCUGAAAUGUUUAUCAGUGACAAUAGAAGAAACCGCCAGUAAUGAGACAAUUACCACAUACAAUCUGACAGAGGAAGGCCACAAGGAGAGCGUUGUGGAAUUCAAUUGUUUAGACUCUAGAGUUCCUUGCAGUUGCAAGAAGUUUGAAUCUUUUGACAUUUUAUGUGUCCACGCCUUGAAGGUACUGAAUGCAAGAAAUAUCUUUCAUGUACCCCACAAAUACGUAUUAAAGAGGUGGACAAAAUCUGCAAAAUGUGGUGUGCCAUAUGAAUAUGAACAGGAGAUGGCUGACGAGACGAAGCAGCAGACAGUGAAUUUGCUUAUGCACAAAACUUUGAAUGUCUUUACUAAAAGUGUGGCAAUUGAGGAUAGCAAGAAGAUAGCUGGGGACUUUCUGGGAAAGACAUUAGAACAGAUAGAAGAUGUUCUAAGAGUAAAGAAUUAA
Molecule: messenger RNA, 972 nt
Organism: Populus nigra (black poplar)
Lineage: Eukaryota; Viridiplantae; Streptophyta; Magnoliopsida; Malpighiales; Salicaceae
Product: protein FAR1-RELATED SEQUENCE 5-like
Exons: 1
Coding region: 1-972 (323 amino acids)
Biological process (GO): regulation of DNA-templated transcription
Molecular function (GO): zinc ion binding
Source: RefSeq, a predicted model, not a curated record